Molecule: messenger RNA, 1439 nt
Organism: Eriocheir sinensis (Chinese mitten crab)
Lineage: Eukaryota; Metazoa; Arthropoda; Malacostraca; Decapoda; Varunidae
Product: H(+)/Cl(-) exchange transporter 7-like
Exons: 6
Coding region: 582-1325 (247 amino acids)
Biological process (GO): chloride transport; transmembrane transport
Cellular component (GO): lysosomal membrane; intracellular membrane-bounded organelle
Molecular function (GO): voltage-gated chloride channel activity
Source: RefSeq, a predicted model, not a curated record
AUAAUUCCUUCCCCUUCCCUCUCUCCAGCAUACGACCACAUAUGUUGCACCAACUAAACAAAACUUUCCAAACUUUUCACAUUGCCAGAAACUGAGGUGUAACUUUUAAAUGCUGUCUUGCGGUUACCAUCAUCAUCAUUGUCAGCAUUAGCAGCAGGGUGUGUGUGAGACAGUCUGUAGUGGUGAACACGGAAUUGCACAGUCUGGGCAGGCACACAACCUUGACAGAGAACAGUUAUUGAGGGACGACUUAGAUAUUUAUUCUUGAUGUAUAAGUGAAGAGAGUGUACCUGCAACACACCAGUACUCUAGUGCACUGGCUCUUGAACUGGAGGGUGUGCUGCCGCUAAUAAUUUCCAAGAGGGGCGUCAACUCUGGGAGAAAAGUAGCUAGCAAAAAAUUUAAGAACCUCCGCUCUAGUGGUUAAGUAACACACCCUCCCACCACCAUCACCAUCCUCACCACCAUUUCAUCACUGCAGGCUCUUCAGGGUGGUGGAGACCCUGUUGCACAUUCAUCUGGUGGUGGAAUUCCCUGGCGGCGGCGGCGAGCUGUUCAACACCAUCACCACGGAGGGACGCAUGACGGAGGCACGGGCAGCGGCAGUCUUCACACAGAGCCUGGACUACAACACGUGCGUCAACUCUGCCUGGCUGGACGAGGAGCGCACGCAGGGCUACACGUUUGUGGUGAAGAAGGACGCGGCGCGCUGGCUGGUGGUGCUGCUCACGGUUCUUGUUGUGUGUGGGAUUGACAUUGCCAUCAAGUCACUCUCCAAAUGCAAAUACUCCUGGCUCCAGAUGUACAGUGACUGCGGGGUGCAGCAGGAGGCGCUAACCCUCCCCUACCCGCUGUUUGUCGCGCUGAACAUUGGCCCGGCGCUUGUGGCUGCCUUCCUCGGCUCUUAUGUGGAGCCCGUGGCUGCCGGCAGUGGCAUCCCGCAGGUCAAGUGUUACCUGAAUGGCGCCAAGGUGUCCCGUGUGGUGAGGCUCAAGACCCUGAUGAGCAGGGCCGUGGGGGUGACCUCCUCUGUGCUGGGAGGCCGGGCCAUGGGAGAGGUCGUGGGCAAGGUCUGUUGCCGUGAGCUGACCACCAAGAUGCUGCUGCCCACGGUGCCAGCCAUGGCCAAGGGCAGGGUGGCCAAGACUACAGAUGAUGGGCCACUCCUAGACAAAGAGCGGCGGGGAAGAGGAUGGUUAAGACACCUUGUGCAUGUUAAUACUCUCUCAUACUUGUGCCAAGGCCUAACACUGUGUGGCCAACACUCUCAGCAGGGGCUUUGUCUUGUGAUGUAUGUUGUUCAUUUUGUAUUUUAUUCUUUGUAGCUGUGUGAACUGCCUUAAAGUGAGUAUUUAUGCUCACUUUCAUGACAAGAAAAUGUUUUAUGUUGCUGGCUGCCACAGGCUCUAUACAAUCAUGAGUUGUUCAUCAAUCCACAG